Molecule: messenger RNA, 6547 nt
Organism: Mya arenaria
Lineage: Eukaryota; Metazoa; Mollusca; Bivalvia; Myida; Myidae
Exons: 16
Coding region: 379-2343 (654 amino acids)
Source: RefSeq, a predicted model, not a curated record
UAUUAACUGUACAUACAAUGUAGCCCUACUCUGAACCUGUGCUACCGUAUAGAUUUUCAAUAAAUGGAUUUGGGAUUAAAUCUUCAAAAAUAGAGCAUUGUAUAAUAUUAAACUGCAUAGAAUUUCAAACAAAAGUUAGUCGAAGCUUGACCCAAGCAAAAGAGUGUGUAUAAACUUGCAGUUGUGCAACAGCACAGGUUUAAACCAUUUUGGACUGUUGAAACUUGAGUGUAACAGUUGGAGUAUCAAUCGCUAUAUUUGACUUUAAGAGCGGGAAAUAAAUCCAGUAACCUGAUACCAGGAAGUCAUUGUUCAGCAAUUCCUCAAAACUUGAAAUCUUGAAUAGAAUAUAUAUAGAGAAGAACAAAGAACAAAAGUAUGACAGGGUUACGCCAGUUGGUGGUGGUGAUUUUGGUUACCAUGUUUGGGCAGGCAUGGGGUAUGCCUUUUACCCUGUGUAAUCCGAACACCACUCCAUCCAGUCUACCGAGACUGCCUAACCAGUUCCAAGUUCACAUUGAGGGAAACUUUGUGAAUAAAAAUUACACAAAAAACUUCCAGGAGUUCUACGACUACCCGAACAACCGAGGAGCUAUCAUGAGCUCCAGCUCUCAUAUCGACACGGUGCACAGAACAGUCAUGAACUUCACUGCCGGAACUUCACAAAGGAUUGACAGUGAUGGGUCCUGCACGAGACAGCCAAUCAAUGCUUCCGGGGGCUACAGCAUCUUUGGCAAAGAUUCCAACCAUAUCAACACAGUGAACGAUCUUCUGUACUUUGGUGAUAAUAUGGGAGAAGAAUACAUAGGUGUAGACACUAUUCGAGGAAUCCCGGUGAACCACUGGCAGACUUGUCUACACAUAAAUAACACCUACAUGAAUGCAACAAUGACACUGGACUACUACUUUCUUCAAAACUCCACCUAUACAAUAGAUGGAAAACAAGGGUUCGUCCCGGUCAGAGCAAUGGUUAAUGGCACGGGUUCAAGGAAGAACAGCACCAGCCCACACAAUUUCCUGCAUUACUAUGAGUUUACCAACUUCAAGGCAGGACCAAUCGAAGAUGAGGAGCAUGUUUUCCAGGUUCCGGUUGGGACGAUCUGUCAUGAUAAAAACAUUACCUCCCACGAAAAGCUUCCAAAAAUAGCCCAUCAGUUCUCGGUCGCCUCAGAGACGAUCCGGCAACAGCCUGGUCGCCCAGCGAUAAAGGAAGGGCUCCAGCUCUAUAUAGAUAAACAAUCUUCCAUCUACCGUAUUGAUGCAACUCGACCUGCACCAGAGUUGAUUUCUCAGUUCGGAAAUAGACCCCUUUCCACUGUUUAUGAUAACAACAAGGAUGGUUAUAUGUACACAAUCGAUCUUGUGGAGGGUAACUGUACAAUAAUGAAUCUGCCCGCCACACACAAUGUGAGCCAGAAGGGAUUCCAGGUUCCCCUUCUUAUGCAACCUUUUGAGGCGAAGUACAAGAACAUGACUGCACAGGGAACGAAAACGUGGCGAGGGCAGAGCGUUCUUUCCUGGGGUUAUAUAAACUCAAGUACUGGGGAAAUUCUCGAGCUACUCUUUUCAAAGGAGGUUCAAGUAACUCCAGGUCCAAAGUUGGGAGGACCGACCACCAACCAGCUGAACGAUGUCUUUGUUCCUGUCGGCCUCUACCACUAUUUGUCUAGCAAGAUCAAGGUCACGGAGCAUUUGGUUCACUAUACAGUUGGUCAUCCGACUCAAGAUGCAUUUGACGUGUCAAAGUGCUACGCCCCCGGUCACCAUUAUGCUGCCAUGUAUGUCAUGGUUGCCUCAAAGGAUACCUACGGUGAUUACAACAUUGAUGCGGUGACCAACCACUACCAGAGUGAGUUUGUGGCUGCCUUCAAACACACUAUUGCCAAGGUAGCCAAGGUGUCCGUUACCAGGGUAACAGGAGUCUCGUGGGAAUCAGAUAGACAGUUGGACACCUCCAUACAGGUCCGGUUUAAACUCCUUGACAACCACGCUAAAGCUAAAGGUACCAACCAUUCCAAGGGAAUAACUCUGGCAUCUGCGAAGGAGUUUCUGGUGUUCGGCAUACAGGCAGGUGGAUCCAUCGGAAAACUUGAGUUUACGUUUCAUUCUCGCAAUGAUCACAAUGUGACAAUGGAGAUCACCCUGGGCAGUUUAUGGGAGGAAAAUCAGAACAGCUCGAGUGAAAAUUACAAGUCCACCAUGAACAAAUACGGACCAGGUUCGAUGGCUGGUCUGGGUAUCGGGAUGCUUGUUUUGGGUGCCCUACUAGGACUCGCAGCUGCUUUUGUGAUCUACAAGCGAACAGACCAGGAAGUCCCAUACAGGAGCGACCAGAAUCUAUAACCUGACAUUCUUUAGAGUAUAUAUGCACCUCUCAAUGUUUUUCCUGACCAGUGACAUGUAAUGGGGCUCUCUUGGCGAUUUUAGGCAAUCAGGCCCCAAUGUCACAAAAGUACUCCAGUCACAUCUCAAUCUCAACUCAUGUUACCACAUAAAAGCAUAGUAGGAUUUAAAAUCUUGCAUGUUUAUAUUCUUUUUGUAUAUAUGUGUUCCCAUAUAAUGUGUUGAUAAAUAGAUUUUGUCCAUAUUUCAAAGUAAACUAAUUCUAAAGCAAAUAAGAUUCUUGAGUACAUGUUGAAAAACACUGAAUUGUACUCAAAUACAUUUUUGGCUGUAGAAUACUUUUCCCACGGAAUCUUGAAUAAGGUGUGAAUCAACACAUCUUAUUAUAGAAUAUGCUUUAAAAAGGUAUAAAAACAUAUAUGAUUUUUAGUAACUUUUGAUGCUAUGUGGUUUAAUGUGUUGAGACUGAGAUCGAGAUUUUACUUAAGUAUUUCCGUGAUAUUGGGGCCUGCAGGAUUCUGACAGACCAACUGGGACAUCAAAUAAGCUUGAAGCUUUUGUGCCUGGAGCAUUCCAGGCUCCAGGGACCUUCGAUAAACCUCCCUUGCUCUUUCAUGGUGGGGCAAAACAUAGAUAGGUGCUAUACAUCAUCACCGUAAUACAAAAGCCCAAUCAAUGCUGAUACUUUAAUAUGCAGAAAUUAAGUUCUGUAUGUGGAAUCUUAUUGAAUGUAUGUUCAUGUUUGAUGUGCAGUUUUUGCAGUCAGUCUGUAUAUUUUGCUUAUCAAUUUUAUAAUUUUUUAUGUGCAACCUGCUGAUAUUAUACAUUUUUGUUCUUGUUUGGAUAUGGCUGACUUUGUGUUUUUGUUGAUAGUUAUUUAUUAAUUAUAAAUUUAACUAGUUGAUAUGUAGCAUUUCUAGGCUUCUAAUUUAUUAAUUUUGUUGUUUCAAUGGCUUUGUUGUUAUAAGAAAGUUCUCGUAUUAUAUAUAAGAUGUUUGUUUGUUAGAUGUGUAAUAAUGUCCUUAAUAUUUGUUAAGUUGUCUAAAUUAGCACAAGCCCUGCAGUUGUAAAAUGCUUUCUGGGCUUGCUCAAAUUUUGGAAUUUAUACAACUGGACUUGUUAUGUGUUUUUUUUUUCAUCUACAAGUCUAAUUUCGAUGACUGUUUGUGGUUGACGUUAUGACUGUUGUUCACAUUAAAGGGACUUGACACCAGGCCCCAAUUUCUCCAAACUUCUUAAGCUUAACAGGCUUAAGUCGCUUAUUUCAAUUAGCCAAAAUACAUACUAAUAAUGGAUUUUGAUAAAUGAAAAAUGGUUUUCUCUAAUUAGCAUACAGAGUUUUUUUAUAUAAUUUAUAAAAACUCUUAAAAAAGUAAAUAGAACGCAUAUUUUAGAACAACAAAAAUAGUGAGAUUAGCUUAAACCUGUUUUAAAGGACUUAAGAAGUUUCGAGAAAUUGGGGCCAGAUUUGCAAGAAAAAAAGAAAAUUGUCAAAAACUUACAUAGAAUAAUAUAGUUGUGUACAACGCAUUGAAUCUUACUGACUGAUGUAUCACAUUGUUUCGGACACCUGUGUCUUUGGCAGUUUUUGCGUAUUUUUUCAAUUCGAAAUUUACUGGGUUUGUCUACCAUGCAAAUCCCAGUGAAUUUAAAAAUAUGCCAGUAUAUGUAUCUGUACUAAUCAUGCAACUUUGAUAUGCUUCAUAUACACAUACAUAUACAUGGAAAAAAAUUAUAGGUUAUUUCUAAACGGGUAAACUCAGUAGAGAAAGUGACAAAAUAUUUGUUUAAUCAUGUCAAAUGAUGUAUUAUCUGCCUCCUACUAGCUCAGAUUUACAACUCUAGUCUUGUUUUGAGAUAAAUAGUGCAUUUGCCAAUUUUAGGACCAUCUGGUGUCUUGUCCCUUUAAUAUACUCAAAGUAUGACAAUCUUUUUUAAUCAGAGAUUAUGAGAGAUAUCAUAAAAUGUUUUAUUAACUAUAACUAUAAACAAUAGAAGUAUAAGUGACACCUGGCAAUAUUUAUACAAGAUUUUUGUGUAUUUGUUGCAUUAGAUAUAGUGCCAAGGUGGGCAUGUUCUACAGCAUGUUUAGAAAGUGAACCUGCAGACAGGGUUUUUUGUACAUGUAAGUCACGUAUAGUCACGAAAUAAGCUACCCAGUACUGAGCAGUAAUUAACAUGCUGGCUGUCAUUAUAACAAUUCACUUGACCAAUACAGAUAUUAUUGGUUGUAAAUACAUACAAGCACAUGGUUCUGUAACGGAUGGUUUGACGGCUUCUGACAAAAAACCUCCGACAAGCUACCAGGCGGAACGAGGGGGUCAUGUUAAUUGUUGUCAAUCACUACUUUAGUUAACUUAAAAAAGAACAAUAGAGCAUUUUCUGUUACAAAUAAUUUUAACAACAGAGCUUUCAUUUGAACUUUUGAUGAUAUUUUAUCAUUGUAACAAGCAUUUAUUCACAUUUUUCACAGAAGUACUUUGUUUGAUGCCUGACCCUAUAAAAACAUGACCAAGUCCCUUUAAAGCACCCAUAACUUCACUGUAUUUAUUGCAGACAAUGAAACUUAAGUGUAAGGUUAUCAUAAAAUCCUUAACAUUGCUUAACUUCAAAGUAUAUUUUUUUUUAUUUAAAAUGUUGAAGCUAGUUUAGAACAUUUAAAUAGAACAACUUUCAUGUUUUUAAAAAAUUGAAAUCAAGGCAGUGUGCUAAUACAAUACCAAACUCUUUUUAAAAUAAUAUUAAAGUCAUAUCAGUUUUGAUAUGAAACCUCAAUGAAAAUAUAUUGUUCUUCUAAAAAUAUUGUAGUUAUAUAACUUGUAUUAUGAUAUUACUCCUUUAUUUAAUGUACAUCAACAUCUAUACAUCUGUUAGUACAUGAGAUUGUUUCCAAUUUACUCUGCACAUGUUCUGUGUUUUUUCACAUCUUUAUAUUCAAGGUAUUCAUGCAAGGCUCUAAAAGUAGGUCCAGUCUGACUGAAGUAUAAGCUCUUCCUUGCUUGUGCUUCAAAUAUCUGAAUUAUCUGGAUUUUUAACACACAAUUGUAUUGUUAUUUAUAUCUCAGCCAAAAAAGAUCACAUGUCAAAACUAAGUGCUCUGCUUAACCUUCUAAAUGGCGUCACACAGCAAGGCCCUAAAUUUGGAUUCCCAGAAGAAAUUGGACAAAAUUAACUUCUAUGCUAACAUUAAAAGAUUCAAAUUAAUUUCAUUGGCUGAUGAAAAAGUUGUCAGAAGGUGAUCUAUUAUUGGUCAUCUUCAGAUCCUGAUCAUGCAUCACGUAUAAGCAGAUAUGAAUUAAAUCAAACAUUUUAGUUAGUCCUUACUCAAAUUUAGUCUUGCAAGCACCUUUCACAUUAUUGCUUUUUUAUUGUAUAAUAUUUUGUAUUGAAGUAUCCUAUGCAGAAUCUCAUUUUCAAUGUUUUUAUCCUCAUAAUUAUACAUAUCAUGAUUUAUAAUCAGUGAUGAAUUCCAAACAUUCCUUUUUGAUGUUGUUUUAUUUUUACAGUAUAUUUUUUGAGGUGUUUCAAAUCUUUAGAAUCUCAAAAACUCUUAUCAUUCUCUCUAUCAAUGUUUUUCUCAUCAUUUUAUGAAUGCUAGCAUUGUUUUUUCUGAUUGGGGAAAAUGCAUCCUUUGGACUGAAAUUUGGAAUUCCAAAUUUGCCUAGAAUUUGACAAUAACGCAAAAAAAAUGUGAUAAAUUUGUUUAUUUAAGAAAACACCAAAUCUUCUAUACAAAAUUGACCUUGGGGUCAAUUUUUUUAUCUGUCUCUUAGUGAAAUCCUGCUGUAUCUGUUGUGAAUGUUCUGUUAUUCAAUGUUCACAUGUAAACAUAUUGUCUUGUAACAUUUGAAGGGAGGAUAACUGACUGAAAAUUCCAAUCCGGAAAAUUUAGUUUGAGUAUGAGAGAUUCGGGCCCCCAUUUCUAUUUUUACCUAUUUCCAAUGCAAAUGUCCAGCAAAAAAAUCACUUUACAAUUGUACGAUAGUUUGAAAUUAAAAGCGCUCAAUCCUCAUUUCAAAGUAAAUUCCAUUCUUAAUCAUCCCUGCAUUUUGAAGCAAUGUCAUUGACAUAUGGCAUUAUAAUCUAUUGUCAUUAUCUGAUGCUAGUAAAACAAAAAAGUAAAAACCAAAAAGACUUAUCUGUAUAUUUAUCUACCUGUUUUUACAAUAUAUUUACAUUACAUAAUAAAAAUUCACAAUCAAGA